AGUUUCAUUUCUCUUUUCUUCAUCAUGAUUUCCUACCACGUAGUAACGGCUACAUCCAUCAAUUUAAAUAAUAUUGAUGUUGGCAAAAAAUAACCUUCAUAACUGUAAUUGAUUGAAAUGGAUCAAAUGAUGAAAGAACAAUUUAAAGUGAAAUAAAAAACAUUAGAUAUACAUGCAGUGUGCUUAUCAAUAGAUAGUGUGUUUAUAAUGUGGGUUCAAUAGGAUUCAUGGUCAAAGGUUCACAAUUUUUCUAUUAAAUAAUGCAUUUUACAUACAUGUUUCUCUGUACAAAGGAUUCCAUCAUCUCCUCUUCAGUUUGACAACAAGAAAGAAUUCAAAACCAUUUAGGUAGGAUUAUAAAUAUACUACCUAUUCAAAAUGUAUUAGGUUAUGCAGAGAUAAUCACGGAAAGUAAUAGGUACUAUGCGCUUAGAGUUACAUCAUGAACAAUGGAGGUUGGAAAUAUUAAAGCUGUUCAAAAAAUUACAUUAAUUGAAUUUUGAAACAGCGAGAAGUACAAACUGAAUUGAUCACACAUCUGUGCAGAGAUAUAACUUGAUAUUUUGCUUUAGUUACCUAUUAUAUAAAAUUGACAGUACAUAAUUCUACAAAAGCUCUGGAGGAUUAAUGAUCAGCUAUACAACCUUUUUUUUAAUUUCUAUUACUUUGAAAAUCACAUAUUGUCUGUUAGCAAUAAAUAUUUUAUCUCGAAAUUGUUUAAAAAUAACGGGUAUAGCCAAAACUCAGGUCCUUUACAAGAUGUCAGCCAAUAUAAAAAGAAAAUAUUGUUUUUAUUAUUAUUUGAGGGAAAGUUUUAUGUCAGUUUAAAGUUAUUUCACAGGAAACCGAUGACUGAUAGGUUACCAACCUCUUCAAUCGUUUAUAUAUUUUUAAUUAUAGUGGCCGUUGUUUAGCCUCAUUUCGUGGAAAAACAAUUAAAUCUACUCAAAUGACUGUUUAAUGAUGAUUUAUAAGCCAACUAAUUUCAUAAGUGAAGUUCAUUAUUGUUUCAAUAAUGUGCAUAUUACUUGUGAUUUUGGCUGUUGGACUUGUAUCAGGUAAUGAUUUUUUGGAAAACCUGAUUUCCGGGGAUGAUGGCAAAAUAGUUGGAGGAAUGACCACGGAUAUAUCUAUAUAUCCUUACCAAGUUUCAAUAGAAUAUAUAGGAAGUCAUUCAUGUGGCGGCGCUCUCAUUGGAGAGACAUGGGUGUUAACAGCUGCCCACUGCACCGACGGAGUAUUUCCUAUCUUCCUAGCAGUCCGAGCUGGUUCUUCCUACCAAGGGACUGGUGGUACAGUGGUACGAAUAAAAAAUAAAUACCAACAUAAAAAAUACAAUAGUGUAAAAUUUGACUAUGAUAUAGCUUUACUGGAACUAUCUGAGCCCAUCACUUCUGAAUAUGCUGAGGUUGUAGCUUUACCAACAAAUAACACCAUCCCGCAAGAAGGUGAGAUUGGAACGGUAACUGGUUGGGGUACAACUUUUGAAGAUGGUAACUUGUCGAAGAAGUUGAGAGUGGUAGAGGUUCCAGUUAUCAGCCAGACAGAGUGUCGAAAAGAGUAUGGCAAGGAUAUUAUAACUGAAAGAAUGUUUUGUGCUGGAUAUCCCGAGGGCGCAAAAGAUGCUUGUCAAGGAGAUUCUGGAGGACCACUCAUCAUCAAUGGUAAACUCAUGGGCAUCGUAUCUUGGGGUAAUGGAUGUGCGAGGUCGCAUCAACCUGGAGUAUAUACCAAUGUUGCUCGAUUCAGAAAAUAUAUUAAAUAUGUAAGUGGUAUAUGAAGUGUGAAAGAAAACGCUUGUGUCAAACUUAUAUUUUUGGGAGUUUAUAUGAGUUUUAUGGAAGAAUUAAUAUUCAUCAAUGUAACUGAGUUUGAAACUCCUGUAAAUAUGUGCGAGAAUAAAUAAAUAACAUUUCAA
Leptinotarsa decemlineata (Colorado potato beetle) is the source of this 1918-nucleotide messenger RNA. RefSeq names its product trypsin-7. Lineage: Eukaryota; Metazoa; Arthropoda; Insecta; Coleoptera; Chrysomelidae. The record is from RefSeq and is a predicted model, not a curated record. Gene Ontology annotation, biological process: proteolysis. Gene Ontology annotation, molecular function: serine-type endopeptidase activity.